AUGGUGCAGUGCUUUGAUGGAUUGAAGCGGUUGUAUACUGCUGUCAUAAAUUUUUGUGAUGCUGAUUUGUCCCAGCAGCAGCCUGGAGGUUUACAAAACCCAGAAGCACUUGCAAGAGAAACAGUUUUUAGUGUAAGUGAGAUUGAAGCACUGUAUGAACUAUUCAAGAAGAUCAGCAGUACAGUAAUUGAUGAUGGACUAAUUACCAAGGAUGAAUUUCAGUUGGCCUUAUUCAAGACAACCAAGAAAGAGAGCUUAUUUGCGGAUAGGGUGUUUGACUUGUUUGAUGCAAAGCAUCAUGGGAUACUUGAUUUCAAAGAGUUUGCACUUGCUCUCUCCGUCUUUCAUCCCAAUGCAUCAAUUGAUGAUAAGAUUGAGUUUUCUUUCCAAUUGUAUGAUCUCAAACAGCAAGGAUUUAUUCAAAGACAGGAGUUAAAACAAAUGGUAGUGGCCACUCUAGCUGAAGCUGGCAUGAAUCUUGCAGAUGACGUGAUUGAAAGCAUCAUUGACAGGACAUUUGAGGAAGCUGAUACAAAACAUGAUGGGAAGAUUGACAAGGAAGAAUGGAGGAACCUUGUCUUGCAGCAUCCUUCCCUUCUUAAAAAUAUGACUCUUCAGUAUCUUAAAGAUAUUACAACUACAUUUCCCAGUUUUAUAUUUCACUCACAAGUUGACGAUGUAUGA
Molecule: messenger RNA, 684 nt
Organism: Sphenostylis stenocarpa
Lineage: Eukaryota; Viridiplantae; Streptophyta; Magnoliopsida; Fabales; Fabaceae
Source: the annotation of a GenBank genome assembly